This is a messenger RNA of Gallus gallus (chicken), 13569 nucleotides long. RefSeq names its product SPT7-like STAGA complex gamma subunit (gene SUPT7L). The transcript is spliced from 5 exons. Gene Ontology annotation, molecular function: transcription coactivator activity; protein heterodimerization activity. Lineage: Eukaryota; Metazoa; Chordata; Aves; Galliformes; Phasianidae. Gene Ontology annotation, cellular component: SAGA complex. The coding region runs from base 7536 to 8774 and encodes 412 amino acids. The record is from RefSeq and is a predicted model, not a curated record.
GGCAGAGGAACAAGGCAUUUCCUCUUGCUGCAUCUGAUGAGUCUUUAUUGCAAGUACCUGGUGGAGAGAGUAACCUCUUUGUCUCAGCACUCCUCAGCUUGAAUCUGCAUCUGUCUGGGUGCAAGCUGGAGUGAGUAAUUUACUUGUCUGGAUCAAGAGGAGCAACUGUGAAUAAUAAUAUAAAAUCAAUUUUAUUUUUAAAUCUGCUCCACAGUAGAGGUCUUUGAUGCCACUCUUAGGAUGAGACCAGGGGUCAGUACAGCUCUUAGUAGGAGGCCACAGAGUGAACUAGUACAUGCUGGUACUUUCUGUGCUAUGGGACCCUUGGGGAAAAGCCUGAAGGUCACCUAGGCCAAGGGACCUGAAUCUCCUACCACCACCCCUCCUUCGCCAGUUGCCUCUCUCAGGCAAGCAGAGUGGCUGGGCAAGGCAGUGAGGGGAUGUCCGUCCUGAUGCUGCCCAAGCUCUGCCUGCUCCUUGGCCCUAGGGUAUCACAGCUGGACCACCUUCCACACCAGCACUGCCUCCAAAGGACUGCUUGGGUUUUCUGGUGAGGUGCUUCAGGCAGAUCAUCGUGAUUCCCUGCAAAAGUCCCUUCUUCUGACAUAGGCAGUUCCUCUGCUGAUUCUUCCCACUCCUGUAGAGACUGCUUAUCUUGUUUGGACGGCACACCUCAGCUUUUAACUGCUGCCAGAUUGAGCUGACCAGGGCAGGACAGGAUGCAUCACCUCCUCAGACCAAGUGCCCGUGCUCAAGAGAAGGGACAGCUGCAGCCCACUACUUGUUCUGCAGGAGGAACGCAGCCCUCGUGGCCCCUCACCUGUGCUUUUGGGGUGCUUUCCUGGAGCUCUAUUCCUGCCUGUGUGGAUGCUGCAGGCUGCCUUCCCUGGGGGCCCCAUGAAUGGGAAUGUGGAUGUCCUGCCUGUAUUGUUGCCUUUUAGUACUUUUUGUAACUUUCCUCUCUUGUCUUUUCUUUUUCAAUCAGAAGGAAAAAUAAAAGUAAUGAAAUAAAGUGUAACAGCUGCUAUAUUCACACCUCUGGUAGGUUUCAUGCAUUUGCCAUCUUCUGGGCAUCUGUGGGCAGGGGUAUAAGAGGGGAUGGAGUAGAGCAAGUUGUGAUACAUCACAGCUAGUCCCAAGCACUCCAAAAUCACAAGCUAUGCCUGCAAGAGAAUAGCUUUGGAAACAAAUAAUCAAGAACUUUUAUGUAACAAAUACCUAUUUUUUCCACAAGUAAGGGAUCUCCCAUGUGCAGCUGCUCCUGGUACAGUAUAUCAGCCCUCACUGGCACUCCUCCUACCAAGGAGCCCCUUUGGCUACUGAGUGAACAGCCUAUUGCAUGGGGGGGGUUGUACAUGAUCUGGCUGGAGGUAUCCGUUUCACCAACAGAAGGGUGGGUGACUCCACAGCUGAGCUUGGGCUCACAAUUUUAAUCCUCUGUAAGUCUUAUGCUUUUUUUUUCCCCCCCUGUAAGUUUCUCAACAGCCUUUUUGCUUGCAGACAGGGUGCUCAUUCUGCUCUCCUCAGCAGCAUAACAAGCUCACCAUUUUCUCUUGAUCUUGCUCUAAGAGCCCCAUCUCAGGUACUAGUAACUAUUUUCCUCCUCCCCUUGCUAUCCCCCUGAACUAAUUCCUGCCUCUGCCCUCAUGCUCCUAGCAAUUUAUCUGAACCAAUCUCUCAUAAGGCUAUUGCUUAAAGUCUUGGCCCCUUUUCUAAGGCCUCACAGAGACCAGCUUAAAUUCCCUGAGCAGUCCUGCUUAGGCUCAUUCCCAGGAGACCCCUUCUGCUCUUCUAUCUAAGCUCCCAUCUCCUCUAGGCUCUGUGCCACCUCUCUUAUCCUGAAAUCCUCCCCUCUAUGUCAGCUGCAGCUCAUUGUUAAUUGGCCUUGGCCUGUUUUCUGAGGGUUAUAAGGUGUGCUUGCUGCCUCCUCUCUAGGGUUGCUUUUCUCUGUGGUGCUGUUUUAUUCUCCUUUCCAAAGCAGCUUGACUUUUUGGUGUGCCUAUCUCUGGUCCCCUAGAUGCAGUUCAAAAUGCAGUGGCCUUAUGUCUCCACAAGCCUAAUAAUCUGUAAGCUUCUGUCAGGCUGUGCUUGUUCAGAAGUGCAAAAGUGUACAGAGGGCUGUGCUUAACUUGUAUCACCCGUGCUGUACAUAGCCUGCUGAAGCCAGAGUACAGGAGAAAGCUGGCAUAGUGCAUUGCAGGGUGCAGUCAGCUGCUUGGUCUGGGUGAGCUCGGGCCCCCAGGGCUGUAGUCUAGCUCUCCAAUGUACAUUUAGGUUACAUUAGAUUUUGCCUAUCGCUCAGUUUUCCUGUAAGCUGGACCUCCUUGUUAUUGAUGAAACAGGAUAAUUUUUGUGGUAAAACAUGAUGAUAAGCCUCAAUAAAGCAACAGCUUUGAAGCUAACAGAAAACAGGUUAUGGUGAUACAACAGAAUGGUGGUAUUCACUAUGGUCUUUAUGGUUUUCUAGUUGUGACAACCUGCGUAGCUUACAAAGGAGGCUAAGGAUGUUGGUUGUCUUCAAAUGCUGGAUCCUGGCAUGUGGAAAUGAGGCUAGCUGGAGACCAGUGAGGAAGCCAUCAGCAGAAGCCAGAGGAAUAGGAGCUGUAGUCUCCUGAGGGCCUCCCAUUGCUUCCUCUGGCAUACAUGCAGGGCUUUCCACUUCUGUGGCUCCCAAAAUACUUUGUCCAAAUGUUCCCUCCACUGCUGGAAGGGGCAGCACACAGGCUGCGGUACGAGCAAAGCGCUUUGUGAGUGCUGUCAGCUUGGCAUAGGGCCCUUGUGACCUUGGGACAUGGCUGCAGAGCAGCCUCUGCAGGUUUGGGCUGUGGUUCAGUGGGAGGGGAGCCCAUAAUUUCUAAGCUGAAAUCUUUCUCUGCUCUGAUCUGAUCUUGCUUGAGACAUGCAGGUGUUUCCCUUCAGAGCAGAAAACAGACCCUGCAAGGGGAGGAGGGAGGGCUGCUAUGCUGAGGUACAGCUCAGAGGCUCUGAGAUAGUGUUUAUUAUUUGCAGAAGAGUGAAUGGGGACAGGUGCCUGCUUGAAGAGCUUGCCCAUGGCUUCUCUGGGAUUUAAGUGGGACCAUUAUAGUCUAAUAGCUUUCUCUAGUUAAUGAAUCAAGUUUGGUCUGUUAUCUUUUUAAAAUAAGGAAACCAAGCUCACAGUGACAGCAAAAUGGGUUGUUCUAUGCACAGUCUGAGAGUUGGCCAUCCUUUCACAACCACCACACAAGACCGGCUCUUUGUACGCUAUUUUCUUACGUGUAAAUGCAUGUAUAUGCACACACAUGCACAUGACAUACGUUUGUUUCAUUGGACUAAGAAAUCUCUGUACUGUUAGAUCCACUCACAAAGCAGUGUCCUGUGCCCACCUGGGUCUUUGUUUGACACAUGUGAAGCCCACCUUGCAGCACACUCACAUGUGCGUGCUGAAUGCUUAGAAAAAAAACACCUACCACCUGUUUCCAGCUGAGUGCUGAUCUAUAUGUUUACCUACUAGAUUGAGUGGGAAAGCAGGUGAAAUCAAGCAGUGCUGCUAAAGCCAGGGUUCUCAGCCCAGGCUAAGAUGGAGGCCACUGAAACAUGGCACAGAAGCACCUCAGCUGCAGAACGUUCCUCUGGCUGGACCAUCUCUCUGCAACACAGUAAGGCUCUCCCUUGUUCUUUCUGAACUUGCACAGUACAUUGUGGCGAGCCGUGGGGUGGAAGAAUGCUUUUAUGUGUGUGUCCAUCUGGUUAGAGUUGGAGGGAGUAUGCACCAGCAGUGUGGCUACGUAGGCUCAGACUGUGUGUACAGUGGCACGUCCGUGGUGGUGGCAUUUAUAACUCAGUGGAUGGAAACCUCAGAAGACUAAAGGCAGUGGGUAUGUGUACAAGCAUUGGUGUGGCAGGGUGAUUGCUGGUGGAUGUCCAGCUAGGGCAUGGGCAGAAGAGCUUGUGCUGAAGAGGGACGCAUUUGACACUGUGUUUGCAGUGUCUGUAGGUAGAAGUGGUGGGGGAUAUUGAUACGGGUUACGUAUCUGAAGGCAAGGGUGAUGAGUAGUAUUUAUUUGUUGUUUCUGCAGUCUCAGUCGUUUGUGGUGACAACUAGCAGACUUUUCUAAUGUGUCACACCAGUAAUGUUAGGGAAAAGUAAAGAAAAAAUUAGGGAUGGCUGGUAUGCGUCCUCGAGGCAGUUGGGAUUUUUCACCCCUGAAUUGAAAAAGGAGGCACCUGGACAACAGUGACUCAAAACAAAGCCACCUCAUUUGAACAUAGCAAGUGAUUGUGUGCACUGUUCCUCCUCUGAACAAGACCUUCAGGGACAUCAAAUAAAGCUAGCAGGUGGCAGGUUCAAAGCAAACAACUGGAGGCAGCUCUGCAGAGCGCUGGGUUGCACUGGGAACCUUGUGCCACAGGACACUGCGGCUGCUAAAUAUUUACAUGGCUACAGACAUGAAAAGAAAGGAGGAAAUCAAAUCCCCCCAAGAAGUGCUGCGUGCACAAAUGCUACCUCCAGCUGAGGAAGGUGGAGCGGUGGGAAGGCUGCUUAGGGCAGUUUGCUCUGUGCCAGCCCCAUAUUGCCCUUCUCUGGGGGUUCUUCACCUUUCUGUUCUCUCCUGGGUUUGAAGUGAGUGCCUCCAAACAGGCACGUCCACUCUGUUUUCUUACCGAGUGCUCUCUUUGUGUUAUUAUCAAAAAGAGUUUAACUCUAUUUUCUUGUCUCGGAUAUCCUGAGUAGGUAAGAAAUGGCCUGGAUAAAGGCUAAUCCCAGUUCCAUAGAGGCCUGAGGCAAAGCCCCCAAUGUACUUCUUACAAAAAGGGCGGUGAGGCACUGGCACAGGCUGCCCAGAGAGGUGGUGGACACCCUAUCCCUGCAGACAGUCAGCCUCAGGCUGGACAGGGUUCUGUGCAACCAGAUGUAGCUGUUAAGUGUCCCUGUUCGUUGCAGGGGAAUUGGACCAAAAGGCCCUUAAGGAUCCCUUCCAACACAAGCAAUUCUGUGAUUCCGUGGUUCGAUACUUUCUGGAUGUAGGGAAACCUCAGUGAGGCAAGUGUCCUCCAGUGACCGGUAACCCCUUGUGCAGUGGUGAGCAAGCCAAAGAGGAUGCAGCCAGAACAGCAGUGUGUUGCAGGAGGAGGGUAACAUCAGUGGUGAGGACUGCAUGUAAGCACCCUGGUAUCUCACCAUUUCCUGAGCUAGAUUUUACUGGGCUUACUCACGAAGUGAGUGAGGAAAUGGAAGGUGCAAGCACUCCAGGAGCUAGCUAGGGCUGUAGCUGCAUGUGGCCUGGCAGGCCUUGACCACAUGUUUUCAGUUAACUGGGGACAGGAUGUGCAGAUAGCUCCAGACACAUGCAGAGCCCAAAAAUCUGUUUUCCUUUUUGUGGUUGCUCACAUCAUUGCCCGCUGUAAUAAUAGCUUGGUCUGUUAGUGGGUUGGCCAGUAGUGAUGGCAUGUUCUUAUCCGACAUGUUUGCUGCAUUGUAGCGCCAAGGUCAAGUGAAUGGAGGAACUGAAAGUGCAGUGAUAUUGAGCUGCUGAGUGGGGUGACAAAUGGAUACAACAAAGCCCUGCUGACAAGAGAAAUAGGAGGAAACUGAAGGGUCCCAUAAGGACUUUUCUCAGUCUGAUAUGUCCUGCAGAGACCAUGAAGGGGGCUAUGUAAGACUGCUCCCAGGCCGUUGGAGCAGCCUUGGAGCACCCUGGCACUCUGCACCAGCAAGUUUCACCAUGUUUGCUGCCCACUGAAGGGUGGUGACGUUUCAGUGCCCUGUACCGCACUGCUGUUGGUGUGAGAUGUGUCUUUUUCUCUCUACCUGGCCCAUUUUUUUUCUCUGGCCUCUGUGAAUGCCUAUCCUCCAUCUGAUCCGUGUCUUCUGCCAUCAGUCUCUAUUUAUUCACCCCCUCCUGGUUUCAGGUUCCUCUGAAGCCCUUCACUGAGCCACCCCAAAGGUUUUGGCAUUGAAGUCUUAACGCAAGGCAGUGCUCCCAGGUUUUCUCAUACUUGUUUCCUCCUUUGUUUGCCUUGUUUCAGUCUUUAGUGUUGGGGCAAGAAUGCUUUAAUGUAUACAAAACUACUCUCCUUGUAAAAGGCUGGAGCACCUUUGCAAUUUUUUUUCCCCCAAGUGAUUUCCACCGUGGAUGGUUUUGUUGCCAACGUGUGACGUUUAGCCCAGACCUCAGAGAGGCUCCUGCUCGACAGCAGGGCGCCCAGCAGACCUGGCUUCAAGCCGUGUGACUGAGGCAAAUAGAGCAGAGCGAAAACUGGGUCAUAUAAAGCUCUUCUGAACCCCAAAAGCCUUUGUCAGACCUUCAGUGGAGCAUGUUCACCAGCCCCGUUUUGAAGAGCGAUGCUUUGUCUUCUCCUAGCUUUAAACAGUUCCCCAAAAUAAACCCACUGCUAUUUACUGGCAUUGUUUUCUUUCUCGUGUACAAUGCUGAUAAAUAAUCAGACUCAUUAUAUUUGUGUCUGCUCUAGUGGAAAAUAAUUACAACAAUUACUACCAAAUCAAAAUGCUUCUGUUUCUCCUGGUGUCAUUAGCAUGUCCCAAACAUUUUGUUCUUGUGGUUUAAAGUGCAGUAAUAACACAGUCCAAGUGUAGCACCCGGCGGAGCGGCGCUUCCCUGCACAGCAAGCUUCCCGGCCCUGAUUGCCUCCGAGAUGCUGCUAAUUUUCAAUCAUGGUGUCAGAUCCUCUUCUACCGCAGGGAGAGCAACUGCUUAGCCUGUGAUUUACCCAAUUUAUUCCGGUAAUAACCGGGCUGGCUGUGCAGCCAUCUGUCUGCUUUACGUGCUCCUCCUGCCUCCGGCUUCCACUGCUGUGCAGGCAGAGCGGUGUCUCUGUCCUUGUGGCAGUGGAGGGAGAAGACCUCACUUCAGCCCAUUGAUGAAGAGGGUCUCUGUGCCUUCAGAGAAGAACACCAGUGUUUCCCCUCUCUUCUUUGCCUAGAAGCAGCGAGCAGUGCAGCCCCCUUCUGGUGACCUCUGGGUGCCGGAGCGCCAGCUGCCGGGCACACUGCCGGCAGUGCUGCUGGCGGUGCGUAUUUCCACCAGGCUGAGAAGGGAAGGCCCACGUUAGGUAGGGCAUGGUGCAUCAGCAGGGCCUCUGCCUCUCUCUGGCUCGCAUUGGGGGAGCUACCAUCACCUUGUGAGGAGGAAACUGAGGCACAGAUAAAGGAAGAGCUCGGUGCUUGUGACAGACUGAGCUUGUCCCUGCUCCUGCUGAGGUCACAGAGGAGGGCUGUUCUCUGCUCCUGUUGAGGUCAUGAAGGGGAACAGUUCCAGCGCUGAGGCUGGAGCCCAGGCCAAGCCCCAUGGAGGAGCUGCAUCGCCCAGGAGAAGCAGCUGUGCGAUCUGUUGCACGGACAUUGCAUCCUGAUGCUGUCUUGAAAGCUGCGUUUCUCACGGUGGCUUUGGAAGAGUUUUCUUGACAUCAGUUAUUUGCUCGGUUCCGAGGCCGGCGCCAGUUUGUUGCUGCCCAGAGCCGAGAGCUUCUCCCCACGGCUUAUACUGCAGUGUCUGGGAGCCUUCCCCGUGCCUUGAGGACAAUCCUGUGUAAAAAUGCUGCGCUAUUGGGGCGAGAUCCCGGUGCCAUCCAACCAGGCCAACCGCAGCUCUUUCGACCUGCUCCAGCGUGAGUUCCGCACGGUGGAGGUGCAGGACCCUCCGCUGCACCAGCCGUCAGCCAACAAACCACGGCCCACCACCAUGCUGGACGUCCCCUCCGAGCCCUGCAGCCUCACCAUCCACACCAUCCAGCUCAUCCAGCACAACAGGAGGCUGCGCAGCCUCAUUGCCAUGGCCCAGGCACAAAACCAGCAGCAAGCAGAGGGCAUCAAGACGGAAGACAACGAACCACUGCCUUCUCGUCCAGCCUCCCCGCCUCUCCCCGAUGACCUGCUUCCUCUGGACAGCAAGCCCCCCAAAAUGCCAUUCCAGCUGAGGCACAGUGACCCAGAGAGCGAUUUCUACAGAGGAAAAGGGGAGCCUGUGACUGAGCUGAGUUGGUCCUCCUGCCGGCAGCUUCUCUACCAGUCAAUGGCCACUAUCCUGGCUCACACGGGCUUUGAGUGUGCCAAUGAGAGUGUCCUGGAGACCCUGACAGACAUAGCCCACGAAUACUGCUUGAAGUUCACCAAACUGCUGCGCUUCGCUGUGGAUCGAGAAGCCCGACUGGGGCACACCCCUUUCCCAGAUGUCAUGGAGCAGGUCUUUCAUGAAGUGGGCAUUGGCAGUGUGCUCUCACUGCAGAAGUUCUGGCAGCACCGCAUUAAGGAUUAUCACAGCUAUAUGCUUCAGGUUAGCAAGCAGCUCUCUGAAGAGUAUGAGAAGAUUGUCAACCCUGAAAAGGCAGCAGAAGACACAAAGCCUGUGAAGAUUAAGGAGGAGCCUGUUAGUGAUAUCACUUUCCCCAUAAGUGAGGAGCUGGAAGGAGAUCUUGCUUCUGGUGACCAGUCUUUGCCCGUUGGAGUUCUCGGAGCUCAAAGUGAGCGAUUCUCUGCAAAUUUGGAAGUAGAAGCUUCCCCACAGACUUCAGGGGCUGAGGUAAAUGCUUCCCCACUCUGGAACUUGGCACAGGUGAAAAUGGAGCCACAGGAAAAUGAGGAGGCCAAUGUACAUGGCCAUGGGGUCCUAGGCAGCGAUGUCUUUGAGGAGCCUAUGUCAGGCAUGAGCGAAGCUGGGAUAGCACAGAGUCCCAAUGGCUCUGAGAGCAGCUAUGGUUCUCAUUCUGCUGACAGUCUGAUGGGAUCCUCACCUGUCUUCAACCAGCGCUGCAAGAAAAAGAUGAAGAAGAUGUGAAGAGAGGGGGCCUUUUUAUUUAGUUCUAAUGGACUUGAAACAAACCAAAAGAGUUCUGUAAUAGCUAUGAUGUAUAAAUGGGGCUGGCCCUGGUGUAUGAGGGAGCUUGCAUGAAAUCAUUAUGAGAGGAUUGAUGUGUAGUGCACUUCAUCUCCCUUCAUAGCUGGCUUCUGUACUCCGUCCUGACUCAUGAGAUUGAAGAUAACUGUAUGCAUUCAGUGGUGUCACGGCUUGCUUUGGCAGACUAAUGAGGAAGUUACAAGUGGAAAAUAGCUGUGAAGAGAUUUGUUAAGUCACAGAAUCAUUGAAUAAUUAGGGUUGGAGUUUUCUAGUUCAGCCAAGGCAAAUAGAGCAGGUUGUUCAGGGCUUUGUCUCAUUGAAUUCUGAAUACCUGCAAGGAUGGUGAGACUAAACCUCUCUGGGCAACAUUUGCCAGCAUUUGACUACCCUCAGAGGAAAAAAAUUAUUAUUGCAUCGGGCUGUAAUUUCCAUGUUUCAACUUAUGUUCAUUGCUUCAUUUUAUGUCAGUGUUCAUCUCUGAGUUCAGUCUGACUUUGUCUUUAACCUCCAUAUGAAGUGGUUGUAGACAAUGAGAUCUCUCCUUAGCUUUUCCUCUUGUCUGUAAAAACCAAGCUCCCUUAGCCUCUCCCUGUCUUGUGCUACAGUCCCCUAACCAUCUUAGUGACUUCCCAACAAAAUUACUGCAGUGCCCUUAUUGUAAGAGGAAGCAUGGAAGUGGAUGACGUCUUCCAGAUAAGGUCUUACAAGUACAAUAUGGAGAGAAGUAAUAAUUUCAACAUGCUGGCCACACGAUUGCUAACUGUUGCAGGCAGCAAGACAGUCUCAAGUUGGGUAAUUUUACUGGUGGGAGAGCCUUCACUGAUGACAAUGACCUGGCAGAGAGGCUGGAGGGUGGCCUUACAGUGUCAUCAGCUAGCUCCUUUGGUGCCUUCAAAUGCAUCUUGUCUGUUUACGUGGACUUGUGAGCGUCUUGUUGGCUGAAGUUCUCACUAACUCAGUCUUCCUUUGCUCUACAUAAUACCUUGUCCUCCCGCACUAUUCUAGUAGAGCCAGGGGGCAGACCUAAACAGUGAAAGUGUGUAGUGGUGUUGAGUACCUCAGUCUCAAAUUGCAGCCUUUGUUUCCAGGUUGUUGAACAGCAAACCCACAUUUUCUCUAACCUUUCUUUUGCUUCCAGUAUAUGUAGAAAAGCCCUUCUUCACAUUUCUAUGGGUUUCAACUCCAGCUGAACUCUGCCUUCCCUAAUUCUCUCCCUUCAUGCUUGGACUGUGUCUUUAUAUCUCUCCUGGACAGCCCAUUUUCAUUCCCAUUUCUGUGUACUUUUUCUGUACAUCUGAGCUCAGUCAAGAGUUCCUUGGUUACUUGUGCUGGCCUUCUGUCAUGCCUGCUUUACUUUUUGCUCAUCAGAAUGGACUGUUCUACUUUCAGAAUGCAAUCUCUGAAGGUAAGCCAGCACUCUUGGGCCACCUGGGGAGACCAGCGCUGUCUCUCAUGAGAGCCCACCAAGAUGUUCCUUGAAAAAAAUAUCUUGUUCUGAAUGUCCAAAGCUCUGUUUGUCUUGUAUACAUUUCUCAAGAUGUUAAAUGCACAAUUCCCUGUCUGCAGAAGCCAGGACCUUCAAGAUUCUUCUUACUGACAAGUCCAGCAGAGCUUCUUCCUUAGUUUCUUGAUUGUUUAAUCAGGGAAGUUGACAGCCAACUGUUUAAGGUAGGGUUUUUCAGAGAGAAUAUAGCAGCUUUUGCUAUUGGUUUGAGCCGGUGCUGUCAGUGCAUACUUUUCCUUCACUCUUACUGGAUCGAGUUAGCCACUUCAGGCCAGUUGCUAUCUUGACAACUUAGUCUGAAGCAGAAUCUAUUUUACUGCUUGCUUUUAUGGCUCAGCUGACUGAUGACAGUUUUUGUUCUGCGCAGUCCUCAGUUGAUCAACUCAGUCUUUAUCUUGAUUCAGUGAGUAUCUCUCUCAAAAGAAGCUAGCAUGAACACGAAUCAAGAAUGAACAGUCACUUAAACUGGCUUUAUACCUGUCACCCAUUGGGAUGUUUGAGGGAGAGUUAUCAGACCUCCCAUUUGUCCUUAGUAUUGCAAGUUUAUCUUUGGAAAGGAUGAGCUCCAGGCAUAGUAUUUUUUUUUUUUAUUUGCUUGUUUCCUUAUAACAUGCCUACCCUUAGUUCUUUUUUCCUAACUGUAUUUCUCUCCCAUUUUGCAGAAGUGGAAGCCAAACAUUAAAUUCCUCUAUGUCUAAUAACAAUGUGUGGCUACAGGCUUUUAUGGACUUUGGAGUUAAAAUUGCCCAUCACAGUCUUAAGGGUUCCUCCUGGGAGGUAAAUUCUAGCUAUUUGAAGCCUAGUCAAUAGUUGAACAGAGGACCAGUGUAUCAGGAAAUCUUUAUUUUGAUUCCCUCAGAGUCACCAUUAGGAAAACUGCAAUGCCCUUGUUUUCUCAACUGUAAUAAAGGAAUAAUAGUAUUUGCUUCUUAGAAGUCUGUUGGAAAUUUAGUUACUAUUAAAAAGGUACUUUGUGCCUGUAGAGAGUUUUGUUAGAGCUGUGAGCUUUUCUUCCAUUUGAGUGUGACUGUUGCUGGCUGGAAUAUGCUUCGGUGGACAGUGCAACAUUAGUGACCUAUAUUAUGCUUGUUUUAAACAAAACACCUUAUUAUGAACAAGUAUAGGAUAGCUGUGCUAUUUGACUGCCGUAGUACAAGGAAAGCAUUUUGAAUGGUGUCCUCUGACUGAACUUUAGACUUCUGCAUCAAAAUUUGUUGCUCAGGGCCCUAUUUGCAGCUGAAGGGAAAGUCAUUUUUAGGUCAACAUGGGUCUGACCUAGAAGUAGGAGUCUAAAGGAGGUCAGAUGAGUGGUGUUUUAGAAGUAUCUAUUUUUCCACUGUGCGCCAAUAAAGUGAACUCAACUUGAUUACCUCAGCUAAAGGCAUCCACUCCGUCAAUAUUAGUUAAGCAAUCUGAAUUUAGCCUUUCCUGUCUGGGAGUCCUCCUGCUAGGCAGAUAUUUUUUGUCUUCUUCUACACAUUCAGUAGUGCUUAUCAUUGCAAUUGUAAUACUGCUCUAAAAGCAGACUGCCCAUCUUAAACCAGCAGAUCCAGGGUUCUCCACAGCACACAGGAUGUGCUAGGCCAGGGUCAAACCAGGUUCAGCCUGCUUUGGCUCUUGGGUCUGUCUUUGAUGCCGCAUUAGAACUCCUGUGCAUGAAGCAUUUGCCAAACUGUUGUGAAAUAUUUUUGAAUUUAGGACGCAUAAGCAAAGUCCUUUGCACCAUUUUCAGGAGCUGGAGGACAGAGUGGCUGCUGUCAGCAUGGCUUGCUCAUUUGCAAGACCUCAGAUGGGCUAAAAAUGAAAAUCUGCUGCUCUCCGUGGCUUUAGUUAAACCGCUUAAGCCUCAGUCUUAAGUGCUUUCUUUAUAUUGCUCAAGUACAGAUGCUCUGUCUUACUUUUAAUCGUGCUUUCGUAUUUCAUAUCCCCUUUCCACACUCACUUUGCCCUGUUACACACACUGCUACAAGCCAAACCUGAACCCUCUAUUGAUUCAGCUGUGUUGUUGCAGUAUAAGGGAGAUGUGUUAUUGAUUCUCUUUGGGAAGCUUGUUUAUGCAGAGAUUAGAAAUGCAUCGGCAUAGUUUGUACAUUUAAAAAGUGAUGGCAGAGUAAAAUCUGUACCUCCCGUUUCCCAUUAUGCUGUGUUGCUUCUGACUUUUCAUGCACUGGCUGUUUCCUUUUGUGCAUAUGGAAGCUGUACCUUGUAGGUGAGCCUUUCCCUUCUGAACGUUUGCAGACUUUGAAUUUACAGCGCUGUAUAUCAUGCAUGAAAUAGUGAAAUUUCAAAUCUAGCACACCAGCUCAGAUACAGACAGUAUGCUCUUCUGACGAAUGAAAUAAGAUUUUACUAGGUGUGAGGAGCUAGUGAGAAGUUCAUUGACCAUGUAAUCCCCAAAUUUUAAGCUACGCUGAGAUUACACAAUGGCUUGAAAUGAUGCUCUGCUCUCACAGCUGCUUUUUUUUCUGGUCCCUGGUAAAGUGCUCUGCUGACCCAUCUGCCUCAGAAGUUUACCAUUUUGUUCAUACUUUCAUCUUUCUCCCUUCCCUUUCCAAAGGUCAAUGAAUGGAAAAUUGCAAUAUGGAGGGUUGAACGCAUCCAUGUCCAGUAGCACUGAUGUCCUUAGAGAUUUAUCUUGCCACGAAUUACUAGGCUUUUGAAUUAUUUUGCAUGGCAAUGAUAGAGGAUUGCAGGUGAGAGUGUGCUGUGCAUCGUAUUUGUUUCCCUUUAGCAAUACCUUUUUAUUCCUUUUGAAAAGUUUUAGCUGGCAUCCAACAGAGUUCACUAUCAGUGUGAAAACUUCAGUGUAGGUCAGACCACGCUACCUAGUGAUUUAAUUGCGAGGCUCUUCGUGCUAAUUUGAAUAUGCAUAACGCCGUGCAGAAAAAGAGAUGUUCCCCACUUAGAAAUUUACAACUGAAGAAGAAAAUAGGCCAAUAAGAUUAGAUGGGGUAGGUGAGGCCAAUGCCUGAUAUAUGCUGAAUUCUGACACUAAUGCUUAUGCUAUGUGUGAAAGAUGUUUUACUUAAAAUGUUUUUGUACGUGCAUGGGAGUGAAAUACAGAACUUUGCUUGGGCUUAUAUGGAACAAAAUUGCUUGGCUUUCAGGCUUUUUUGUUUGUUUGUCUUCGUUUUGUUUUUCUCCCCUGCUCUCCUGGAGAGAGCAUCUUUGCAAUUUCUAAGGAAACCAAAACAAUUCUCCAGAAAUAAAAAUUCUUGAGGUUUUAUCUGA